This is a messenger RNA of Setaria italica (foxtail millet), 1808 nucleotides long. Its product is annotated as chalcone synthase C2. The record is from RefSeq and is a predicted model, not a curated record. Gene Ontology annotation, molecular function: acyltransferase activity, transferring groups other than amino-acyl groups. Bases 182 to 1381 code for a protein of 399 amino acids. NCBI's taxonomy places the organism in Eukaryota, Viridiplantae, Streptophyta, Magnoliopsida, Poales, Poaceae. Gene Ontology annotation, biological process: polyketide biosynthetic process. The transcript has 2 exons.
CAUCUGCCAUUACAGCUCUCUAGCUCACCCUGCCAUCGCCUCCUCUGCCCUCGCCCUCUCGCUCCAGCUCGAGCUCUCGCAACCAGCAGCCAGCUGCUCCGGCGAGCCGUCGUCGGCCGUGUGAUCGAGCACUGCUAGCUUAGCUACCUCUAGUACAACGCGAGAGAGUAGGAGGAGGGAGAUGGCCGGCGCGACGGUGACCGUGGAGGAGGUGAGGAAGGCGCAGCGCGCGUCGGGGCCGGCCACCGUGCUGGCGAUCGGGACGGCCACACCGGCGCACUGCGUGUACCAGGCCGACUACCCGGACUACUACUUCCGGGUCACCAAGAGCGACCACCUGACCGACCUCAAGGAGAAGUUCAAGAGGAUGUGCGACAAGUCGAUGAUCCGGAAGCGCUACAUGCACCUGACGGAGGAGUUCCUGAACGAGAACCCCAACAUGUGCGCGUACAUGGCGCCGUCGCUGGACGCGCGGCAGGACAUCGUGGUGGUGGAGGUGCCCAAGCUCGGGAAGGCGGCGGCGCAGAAGGCGAUCAAGGAGUGGGGCCAGCCUCGCUCCAAGAUCACGCACCUCGUCUUCUGCACCACCUCCGGCGUCGACAUGCCGGGGGCCGACUACCAGCUCACCAAGCUCCUGGGCCUGCGCCCCUCCGUGAACCGCCUCAUGAUGUACCAGCAGGGGUGCUUCGCCGGCGGCACGGUGCUGCGCGUCGCCAAGGACCUCGCCGAGAACAACCGCGGCGCGCGGGUGCUGGUGGUGUGCUCCGAGAUCACCGCCGUCACGUUCCGGGGGCCGUCCGAAUCCCACCUCGACUCGCUCGUGGGCCAGGCGCUGUUCGGCGAUGGCGCGGCGGCGGUGAUCGUCGGCGCCGACCCCGACGAGAGCGUCGAGCGGCCGCUGUUCCAGCUCGUGUCGGCGUCGCAGACGAUCCUCCCGGACUCCGAGGGCGCCAUCGACGGGCACCUCCGGGAGGUGGGGCUCACCUUCCACCUGCUCAAGGACGUGCCGGGGCUCAUCUCUAAGAACAUCGAGCGGGCGCUGGAGGAGGCGUUCAAGCCGCUGGGGAUCUCCGACUGGAACUCGGUGUUCUGGGUGGCCCACCCCGGCGGGCCCGCCAUCCUGGACCAGGUGGAGGCCAAGGUGGGCCUCGACAAGGCCCGGAUGCGCGCCACCCGGCACGUCCUCUCCGAGUACGGCAACAUGUCCAGCGCCUGCGUGCUCUUCAUCCUGGACGAGAUGCGCAAGCGCUCCGCCGAGGACGGCCACGCCACCACCGGCGAGGGCUUCGACUGGGGCGUCCUCUUCGGCUUCGGCCCCGGCCUCACCGUCGAGACCGUCGUCCUCCACAGCGUUCCCAUCACCGCCGGCACUGCCGCAUGAUCAGUUGAUCACCGCCCCCGAUCGAUGAUCACCGUAGUACACAUUCAUUCGCCUGCAACUCCAGCAACACUUGCCGCAUCCGAUCCAUCACGCAAAUAACGUACCCAUACUUUCUGUACCUGUCACCUAUUACUUCUAUUUUUCCUGUACUUGUCGUCGCGCACAUAUGUAUGUAUGUAUGUAUGUAUGUAUGUAUGUAUGUAUAUAUGUGCAUAUACGCAAAGUGAGCUAGCUCGAGGGUAAAACCAUAAGAGUGCCAUUUUAGUGUUAUGGGUGGUGAGGUAUUGUAAUACCUGUGUAAGAUAAGCUUUGGCUGGUUUUCCAUUUUAUUUGUUGGUGAAAGCGAUUCUACUGUGGUGAUAAGAAAUGGCUGCCAUUAUAGUUUUUUCAAUUCGAUUUAUAAUAUCUGAGAGGCACAUCAUUGUUA